CAGUACCACAUUUUCUGCAUAGCACAUCUUAAGACAACAACACCAACAUGGCCCCAGCCACCAAGUCCCAGCCCUGGAAGCAGUUCUGGCCGCCAGCAGAUGGCGUUGCCGCCCAGGUUGAGCAGACCCCCGAGGAAAUGGAUCUCCAGCGCUCGUACGGGACCCACGCCUCCAACACCAAGGGUCGCCUCUUCACCAUUGACAAGAAGGUCCAGCCGUGGAAGGCCAACUGGCCUCCGAAGGAUGCUCUAUCGGCUGAGACCCAGCUCACCGAGGAGGAGAUGAAUCUCCAGCGCUCAUAUGGGACGCAUGCGUCCAACACUAAGGGACGUAUCUUCACCAUCGAGAAGAAAGUCCAGCCAUGGAAGGCAAACUGGCCCCCCAAGGAUGGCCAGUCGGCCGAUACCCAACUCAGCGAGGAGGAGAUGAACCUCCAGCGUUCGUACGGCACCCAUGCCUCCAAUACCAAGGGCAGGAUCUUCACGGUCGAAACCAAGCCUGCUGUAGGCUGCCACACGGUUGAUAGUUCCAAAUGCACCAAUAUAGUGGGGUUCUACAUGCCGAAACACCACUACGACUCGGUAAUUACGGCCCGUUCCGCAACGGGCAGCGAGCUUCCAGGGGGGGAACCAAAACAACGCAGAGGAGAGAUCACCAGCAUUCUGGAAACUGUCCCAUUCACAUCGGCUCAGUGA
This is a messenger RNA of Phialemonium atrogriseum, 695 nucleotides long. RefSeq lists its product as uncharacterized. The record is from RefSeq and is a predicted model, not a curated record. The transcript is spliced from 4 exons. Bases 48 to 695 code for a protein of 215 amino acids. NCBI's taxonomy places the organism in Eukaryota, Fungi, Ascomycota, Sordariomycetes, Cephalothecales, Cephalothecaceae.